This is a messenger RNA of Lecanosticta acicola, 35816 nucleotides long. Lineage: Eukaryota; Fungi; Ascomycota; Dothideomycetes; Mycosphaerellales; Mycosphaerellaceae. The record is from the annotation of a GenBank genome assembly.
AUGGACGACUUCAACGACCUCGAAAAGAACAUCAGAGCCGCCCUCGUCUCGACCGUCCGAAGCUCCAACGCCGCCGGCAACGAGGACGUCGCCUUCCACCGAUCUCUCAAUGCCUCGAUUGGCAGCUCUAUUGACGCCCAGAAUGCGCGCCUUCUCGGUCUUUCAGAUCGGCUCAUUAGCAGUGCGACCGCGAAUACGGAGCUUGUACGUCCUCCACGACUGAAGGACCUCGAUGCCGUCGAGGGCAACUGGAAGGCGGUGGUUGAUGUCGUCGACAGCCUGCUCGAGCGCGCAGACACCGCCCUUGAUGAGUUCACGGGCGCCGUCAAGAGAUUGAGUCCGGCAGCAGAACAGGUAGGCCUGGCAUCGUUAUACACGUGAAAAGAUGGGAAGGAACUGCAUACUGAACACGGUGAAGGCAAUGGCGCCAAGACCCUCAAGGUCUGCAAGACUUGCGCAGGGCUUCCAAACUCAGGACCGGCUGGACAAACCGCAGUUGCAAUUCGAGCACAUGCCCACGAACGACGAAAAGACGCCCUUCAAACCGCUCCUGCUGAGCAAGCCCCAUGCCUCGUUCCCGCUGGAGACUGAACGCACCGCUUCAGACCCGGACACUCAAGAAUCGUACGCCUCAUCCCUCUUUGCCUUCUCUCGACUUGAGCCGCUCUGGAAUGAAAGAGAACUCAGACUUCUCUUUCCUACUCAGAGGGCCCAUCGUUUGCACCAUCCGUCCCCGUCCUCUUCCCCCGAGAGAGCAGCAGUGAUGUACCCUGACUCGACUCUAACCUUGCAAACAGAUACCCGCACCCCUACCAGCUCGAGAUCGAGCAAUAUCGAUACCCGUUGUCGGUGUAUACUCACUCCGAGCCGAUAAUGUAUCAUCCCUUCGAGUCGACAACGGCGACUUUCGUUGAUACCGAAGAAGCUCUUCAUGAGAUGCUGUCCGAGCUCAAGCAGGCAAAGGAAAUUGCAAUCGACAUUGAGCAUCACGAUAACCGCUCGUAUGUUGGUAUAGUAUGUCUAAUGCAGAUCAGUACCCGCGACAAGGAUUGGAUAGUCGAUACCCUGAAGCCAUGGAGACGAAAGCUGGAGUGUCUGAAUGAAGUGUUCGCGAAUCCAGACAUUGUCAAGGUACUGCAUGGAGCCCACAUGGAUGUCAUUUGGCUUCAGCGUGACCUCGGCCUGUAUCUGGUAGGUCUUUUCGACACGCACGAGGCUUCGAGAGCACUCGGCUACGCUGGUGGUAGCUUGGCAUUCCUUCUCAAGCGGUUCAUCAACUUUGAUGCACAGAAGCAAUACCAACUGGCCGAUUGGCGGAUACGACCUCUACCACAGGAGCUCUUCGACUAUGCCAGAAGCGAUACUCAUUUCCUACUUUAUAUCUACGAUAACAUGCGCAACGAGCUUAUCCUCAAAUCGGACUUCUCAAAAGACGAUCGUGAGGGGGACAAGAUUUGGAAUGUUCUGCAGAAGAGUAGCGAGACUGCACUUCAGCGAUAUGAGCAUCCCGUCUAUGAUGUCGAAGGGGGCCAAGGUCCACUAGGCUGGUACAAGCCACUGUUGAAGACACCGGUGCAAUACACGAAAGAACAGUUCUCCGUCUACCGUGGCGUGCACAAAUGGCGCGACGACGUAGCGAGGGAGCAAGACGAUGGUGUGCAUUAUGUCAUGCCGAUUCACUCUGUCUUCAGCAUCGCCCGAGCGAUGCCGACCACACGUCAGGAAUUGGCGAAUGCCGCCCAGUUGACGUCGACCAUGAAGCUACGAGCCGAUGAGCUACUUCAUGUUGUUGUUAAGUCGAAGGCCGCCGGGAAGGAUGGGCCGGAAUUGUUCGAUGUCGUCUCGAAGAAGUCUGGCACCGAACGCACGGCUAGAUUUGACUCGACUCCGACCGCUCAAAGGACAGCUACUUCUCAAACUAAGCCAACCGCGACUCCUCUCACAUCGAACGAUACCUCAACAACACCGAUACGAAGCUCGACAUCUUCCUUCUGGGGCGAUGCGUUUGCAAGCAGCGCAUGGCAGCAAAAGCGCAUGACAUCUUCGGCCGCAAACGUGCUCAUGUCAGUGCCUUUGCCGCCGCUAACGGCUGAGGUCUUUGCCGAGCCUGCGGAAGCUGCACAUUCACAGGCAAGAAUUCCCGACCCUAGCCCUCCAAUAUCAUCCGAUCAAGGAGAGCAGCAAGCCGAAGACGACGUGUUUGUGCUCAAGGAUAUGGCGAAGAAGCGCAAGCGCACUGAUCCGAUUGAGGUAUUGGAUGGUAUGGCAGCGAACUCAGACGAGGUUGCGAUUGGGGAGACGGAAGAUUCUCGGGCACAGAAGAGGCGCGAGAAGAAGGCGGCUAAGAGGGCGGCCAAGAACGGAGCGACGAACGGCAAUGAGGAUGCCGAGGAAGAGGACGAAGCUCCUUUCGAUUACGCUUCUGCUCCGAGCAUACUGAAUCCAUCGAAUGAGGGUCCCAGGGAGAGUGCGAAGGAGCGGAAGAAGAAGGAGAAGCAGAUGAAUCCGUAUGCUAAGUCAAUGGAUGCACCAAAAGGCCUGCCGAGGAAGCAGAAGGAGAAAGCUGGAAAGAGUAUGACCUUCAGGUCAUGAAUGCUUUCCGUGUAUGAAAACUUGCAUUAUGGCGCAUGAGCGACGGCGUUGGGAGGAACUGCAUUCCAUUAGCGUGGUUUGAUAGGGACGGCACACUGACUGAAUCUACUGUGUGCUGUUGUAGAAACUUGAUGCUAGAUUCUUGGCCCUUACGGGCUGUGAGAGUCGAUUUACAUUUCUGCUUCUCCUCUCGCGGUCCGUGCUUCGCUCCGAACUCUUGAAGUUUCGUUGACCUCACUUCUCCUGAGUCCGUCCCAUGAAACCCAAUACGCUUGACAUGGCUCACCACGCGGCGAUCAAUGCGCUCCGAGAAGAAACAGCAUGGCAUGAACAAGAGCUUGCUACGGCGAAGCGCCAACCAGCAGAUUUGCUGUACACCGAAAUACUUGCGAGAAACCGUACCUGGGACGGGAACUCCUACUAGACAUUUCCAUCAACCUACCUCCAACUCUCAUCUUCAUCCAUCUGCAAUUGCAUCAGCCGACUCUGUAGUCGAGAAAGCGCGGUCCGGAGCCAUAAUAAGAUCAAGUGCCAAAGGAAGAUUCAUCCCAAAGAUCCAAAAACAAACCAGCCCCCUAAAGAACCUGAGCGCCCCAACGACAUCCCACUCGUCAAGAUGCCCGGUACACCCAUCAAACCAGCACAGAAGCCCUCUGGGCACCUCUCAACCCCCUCCGUAAGAUUUAGAUGCAAUCUCUCUCAUGUAGACUAGAUUGAAGAGACCGAAGCCCGAAUGCUAGCUCCCAAACCUUGAUUUCGAGGACAUUCUGCGAGGACGAAAUGUGCUUACUAGCCCUUUGGAGGAUCUCGAGGGUUGACGUCUUUGUUGCGAUGCCGCUAUCUGCUAUUGCAGGUCCGUGCACUGGCCCAGGUUAGAAUAGAGCGAGACUGGACUGACGGAUCCUUAGGUUGCGGAUCUUUUGGCGGACGUGCCGGUCGACUGCUUCCAUGUUAGCAGCGGUAAUCAAUGAUGGGGCAACAUGGCUGAUCCUGAUUUCUGAACAGCCAUCGAUGUUCGUUUUCGGUAAUUCAGCGCUGAAGUGUGAUUGUGAAGUAGAGUUCGGGGGGAGACGAUGCUUGAGAGUUGGGUUGCUACGUGAUUUCGCUUGGCGGAGGAUCUCUACGUGGCACUGCUCCACUGGAGCGGAUAAUCUCGAGGCUAAGUGGUCUCCAGGUCACGGUAUGGACAGCAGCAUCAUGUAUCUGAGCGCGGCUGUAGCGGCUGAUCUCUAGAUAGGUUUUCAAAAUAGUGUGGCGUCUCGCGCUCUGGGCUUGCAGUAUCGACAGGCUCGAUCGCAACGCAGUACCGUUCGCAUGUAACGCCAAAUGGUUCUGAAAAAGACCAGGGAAUCCAGAUCCUGACUUGCUGCUCGCUACUAAUGAAGUGUCCUUGCAUUAUGGACGAGUCCGAUGUACUGGGAACGGCUACGAAACGAUUCGGUCCUCGUCACAAUACAGGAAAUGAAGUUGGAUGUCGAAGACCAAGUGCUAUAGAUGCGGAUCUGAAUCUGCUCAGUGAUCGCGGUUGACCCGACUGUGCGUGUCGUGUUUCCGUUAAAGAUCCUCAGCCCGCCGCCCCGGCAAACACUUGCUCGGGAGCUGGCUCUCCCUCUACCACUUAACGUAAUCGAACACGAUGCCAAACACCCGCAUAAUACUACAACGGAGACUCUCAUCUCACCAUAGAAUAGCCUCAAUCAGUUUCCUGGCCUGCACCGUACCGGAAAGUAUUAUUCUCACGGCGGAGAGGAAACGCUCCUCCCACAUGCAAAAGUCCGCUAAGCGGCUAAACCCCGGCGCGGUCACCCAACAACCUAUAUAUUCGAAAUUUGGCGCAAGCCAAUCAAGAACAGAACUGAUAGAGAACAAUGGAAUAGCGCAUUCGGUUCUUUCUCUCGACUGAAAAAAUGUCGAGCUUUCUUUGGCGCGGGCUACUGUGGGUGAAAAAAACAAACAACAAACAAAAAACGCGCAAGCAAGAAUGGAAUUGAGCCCAUGCGUUUCUGGAACAACACACCAGUUUUCGGGCGGGAUAAGGCGGGACAAAACUGAUUCGAGUCGUAAACGGCUCGAAUUUGUUUUUGCUUUUUUGGUUGAAGGUGGAUUUUUUUGGUGUUGCUGUUGGUGGUUCCGAGAAAGGAAGGAAGGAUGGGUGUUUUUUUUUCGCACUUUCCCCGACCCAACAGAUUCUUCAUCUGCUGUAUGUGCUUCUUUUGCAAGGUAUCUCAUCAUCUUACAAAUUUAUGAAGGGUAUAAUAUCAUUCCCCUGACGCCACUAACAUUGGAUCUCUUAGCUUCACGUGUGCCCCCUAUUUUCGUCAAACACACUGCAGCCCACCUUGCGCCCUUAUGACUCCCCUACCGAGCAUCAUACCAAUAUCUUCAGCUUCAAUUUGAACAACCUCAUCGCACGAGCAAAAUCCCACCACCUGCGAUCAUGAAGGAGUCUGUCGACCUUCUCGCCGAGCUGCAGCACGAAAUCUGGGAACAAGAGCUCCAGGGACAAGUGAAAUCGCCGAACGGAAAUCCAUACUGCCGAUGUAGAGAGGCCAGAUACAGAUAUCGCAACGCUAUUGAGUGUCACUGCCAGAGCCAGAGAAGCAAGUUGCGUAGCCCUCAAAUCCUCGCGCCUUCACGACAGAUCUUCAACAAAGCCACAUCAACCCACUGCGAUCCCUUGAGAUCAAAGUCAAGGACUACGCGAACUACCAGACAACUGUAUCAAGCACAUCAAGAUCGUGCUAGCUAAGGCGUCAGUUGAAAGAUCCCAGGACGUGGCAGGAUCGGACAUCAAGAACGCGAAACUUGGGAAGACAGCUACUAGGAUAUGCCGAAUCUGCGAAAGGUGCUUUUUCGUGUUUUCACGAAUUGCGAUACCGACCUACAUAACUUCGGACGCGGAGCCUCUUUUUGAGAGGAGCUUUGAAGGGUGACAAGCUGGGAAAGAUCGCAAUUGACGUGUAUUACCGCCAUGCUCGCGUCCUGAACGCUUUUGGGCGCGGGUUCUCGGAUCGCUGGUGGAGGGUGUGGCAGGGCAACUUGGUCAGGACAUGGAGUUGGCGAUCAAGAAGGACGCGAAGGCGCUUGAAAAAGAGAUGAAGAGUCGGUUGUUGGAGUUCAACUCUCUGAAGCAAGCACAACAGCGGGAGGGAAAUUUGGAGUGGUGGCUCUACCAGGUUUCAAGAGAAAGGAGUCAUGGCUUGUUUCUUUUCCGUGCGAAUGUGAGAAUGGCGCUUCCAGGCAAGAAGGAUAGCAUCGUAUGAGGACCACUGCACCGUAAUAUCCUGCGCGAUAUCUUUCUCUCCUCUUACAGCCUAGCGCCUCUGCUCUACUCAACACUGUACACCAACUUCUCUCCACUGACCCUCCCCUGCCUCAAAUCCUCCAAUCCCUCCAACACACCCUCUAACCCACCCUUCCCAAUCCUCAUCUCCACCGGUGUCAAUUUCUUCUCCUCGAUUAACUUCUCCGCCAGUUUCCACCACUUCUGCGCGAAUGCCCAAUUCCCCUCUGUCGGCGUAAUUGUAUUCCCGAAGAAGGUAUACGGCUCUCCAACAGCGGAAUAGCCCAACGUGAAGUCAUGUUCAACAUCCUGCCGGGGGAACUCCAAAGGCAACAGAGCGCGAUAUUUUGCAAUGUUAGAUUUCGAAGUGAGUGCAUCAGCGCAAAUCCGUGCACUAGAGGAAGAAGAAACGCAAUCCAUGGCGAAUUUCAGAUCAUCUCCCGUGGCUUCCUUGAUUUCCCGCGCACAUUUCUCACCGUCUUUAUAAUCCACCACAACAUCCGCCCCAAGCUCUUUCAAUUUUCCGAAAUUUCUGGGUGAACAUGUCGUGAUCACCUUCAUCCCACUUAAUUUCGCAUACUUGAUCGCGUACAUACCCGUAGCAGUAGAUCCACCAUAUAUCAAAACCCACUCCCCCUCCCUGAUCCCCUUUCGAUCUGUCGAUCCAGGCCACGGCAACCCCAUACUCUCAUAAAAACUCUGUCCCACCGUAUUGAUCCCCGUAGGCAUGCUAGCAGCUUCCUCAAACGUCAUGAAUUCCGGUACAUGAAUUUGGAUUUCUGCUUUCGCGAGCGCAAAAUUCGCAAAAGCACCCGAGGAAGGAUUUUCGUGCUUCAUGCCGUGGAUGAAACCCAUUACGCGGUCGCCGACCUGAAAUUUUGGGUGGCCAUUGGGGUCGACGACGGUUCCAGCAUAGUCGCAUCCGCAGGAGUGGUUGUAGUUUUCUUUGGCGACGUUGUGGAUGUGUUUCCAAUCUGUGGGAUUCAGGGCUACUGCGGCGAUCUUGACGAGAAUGUAGUCUUUUGGUGGUGGAGAAGGGACGGGGACAUUCUGGUCGAUGUUCGCUUUUCCUAGGCCUGUGCAUUUGAUUGCACGCAUGGAGGUAGGGAGGGACAUGCUUGGCGAGCUGAAGAUUCGGAGAGACGGAGAGCGUAGAAUGGAAGAGCCUUCAGCCCAAUGAUAUAUUAUACUUACGUCAGUCGAUGCCUUGAGUUGAAGUUCGGUUAAACUCAGGUAUGACGCUGUUUGAAGCUGGACGCGGCUGCGGACGCGGGCUGCGGUUUCAUACUGGAUAGCUCUUCUGGUAGACAUUGGUUAGCAAAUUCGGUCGUAGGAGACGACACUUGAACUGUAUCCGGUACUUCCGUCACGCUGUAAGCGUUUGCUGAUUGUGGGAUCAUCUCAAAUAAGUGUAAAUUCUUGUUGGAUUCUCAUGUUGAAUGUCGACAUUCAAAGAAGGGUAUCUCAAGCCUAGCCAGCGCCGUUCCCGCUUGUAAACCUGCAAUCUCCAACAUGCUUUUGAAAGACCUCUCGGCAGAAUGCGUGAUAUGCCGAUGCACCUAUGGCUUCGGUAUGUGCAGCGUCUUGGACAGCAUGCAGCAUCCGUGAGCCAAGAACAGGCCGACGACUGGAUGCAUCUCGAGAAUCGAGCCUUGCGCGAUGGUGCCCAAUGGGAUGCUCUCCUGCACCCAGUCCUUCGAAACCCAAAAGGCCAUCAAUGCAGCAAUACCCAAGCUGGUCGGGAUUGGAAGUCCCUCGAAGUACUUGGCCUUGCCAUUGGCGUCCUUUGGUACGCUACCUGUGGUGACAUUGAAGCGCGCGAGUCGAGCGAGGCCGGCGAGAACGAAGCACGUGAGCAGAAGCUGGUCUAGAGCAGUACGUACGCCGAGGGAGAACGCACAGGCCGCGGGAGCGCAUCCGAACGAGAUCUAGCCACGGAUAUCAGUAUUUGUCCAAUCCCGCUCUUUCUGACAUUUGUACGCACCAGAUCAGCCAACGAAUCCAACUCAGCGCCCAUCAGACUGCUCUUCUUGCGCCACCUCGCAACCUUGCCGUCGAAGAAGUCGAAGAACAGACCGAAUGGCAUGAAAGCCAAUGCGGCCCACAAGUUGGUCUUGUCGGAUUGAUUCAAGCAGUAGCGCAUGGAGGAGAGAAUGGACAUGACGCCGCAGAAUCCGUUCAUCAGAGUGAUCAUAUCGGCGAGGUGAUAGGCGCGGACGAGGGAGAAAUGGCCGGGGCUGGGGUCGUUGAGGAGGCGCUCUUGCUUAUCCUGCUCUGCGGUUUGGAAUUAGCCUGGUGCUCUCAAUUGAAAGACAACUCCUCAGACUCACUUGGCUUCUCAGUGACCUCCUUGAUUGCCUGGUCGAAGCCGCCAUUGGGGACACCGGAUCGCUUCGACAUGUUGGCCGUAGGGUUGUUCGUAGCUCUGUUGGAUGAUUGUCUGGAUCGGUAUUAGUUCGAAGCCCAGGAGAAUGGCCGACCGAGAGUAAGAACGAUGGUGUGCAAGCAGCAGCGUGGAGCGUGGGAAUGUGGCGGCCAGAAGCAGGUAAAUUGUCACAGUGAAAGGUGUAGGUUGAAGUUAUGAAGGUGACCUUGUUUCUGGAGCGUCUGCCAACAAACAUCCGCCGGCGUCAUCUGUGGGGCGUUUUCGCGUCCACGUGCCUUCCCAUAUUCGCGCUAGUCCGCGCUCCUUGGCUUCUCGUUUCAGUGAUCUGGGAAGCACCACCUUCUACUCGUACAUAUACAAAGCGCCGCCAUUCAGCAGCAUACCAGUCUUGACGAAGCGCCGUGAACUGGUUCACAUAGCUGCUGCAAAGAUGACACUCAGCAGAGUGUAUGCUUCUCUGCCUUUUCCACGGCAAAACAACUGGACAGCGGCUGCUCUGCCGAUCCAGGCUCAUGCGGCAAGCGAGGCAACGUAUCAUCACAUCGAUUUGCUUCUCGACCAAGCGUUUGAGUGGUCCGCCGAGUGACUCCGCAAACACCGCCGAGCUGGACUGCAGGUCUGGCAGCACCAAAAAGACAUGCGGCAUUGAGGUUCCAUUGGUUGCUGUGGCAGCGCGGCAGAUACCAACGAAGCGCGCAACGAGGCUUGCCCGAGGAAGCCGGGAUCCCUCGUGGACAAUACCAAGACCGGAUCUAUCGUUGAUGAAGCCUAUUCCAGCAUUGAAAGCUCCAAAUCUCCAGUGGACACAUGCCGCAAACCCAUCGCUUGUAGCACAACCACUCCCGUACAACUUGGCUGCCACGAUAGCUGUUGCGAGGACACGCCGACGGACUUGUUGGCCGACACACGUGCGGACCAUUGUUGCAAGGCGCCUCCGGAUCCUCGAACCACGACUGUCUCAUCAGCCUGCAGCAAGCACCUCGAGGACUCAUUGGAUCGAUACGAGAAUCUGCUGCUGAUGGGACGAGGUCUUUGCCGUAAGAUUCUUUACCGGCUUGGUAUAUGUUGCUGCUCACUCGGCCCGAAUAGCUUGCCUCAGGAGCUUGUAUGUGACGGUCACAAUAUCUUCAGCUACAAGAUCGCCGCCACAACUACCGCAAAAGCCACGUCUGGUAUCAGUCAGAGCAUGAGUCCACACUAUUCACAAACGACUAUGCCCUCUAAGAAGUAUCCAAUCUCUACCAGCAAGCCCGUGGAAGGUAGAGAUGUGGAACGCGAAGCCGCAAGGGAGCAUGUAGUGUCCAAAUUCUCGGGGAUGACCUGCAACGGUUGUGUUGGAAAGAUGAUGAAUGACUUAUGCCGCAUGCCUGAGCUAUCGAAUACAGAGGUUGCGUUCGUGUCAGAGCUGGCCGAGUUUGAUCUUGAUAACAAUGUUGCGGCCAUGGACGAUGUCCUUUCCCGAGCCAAGAAGUAAACUGGAUUCAAGCUUGCUCGAAUUGUCAGCGGAUAUCGGGCACCUGGACCUUCCAAUGCCGUCUGAGACUGCCAAGACAUGUGUGAGUGACUGCCUGGAUGGCGUUGUAUCAUUCAACAAGCAGAAAGGCGAGACCUAUCUUGUCACUAACAACUAGCGCAUAUUUGAAGCACGCUUGCUUCUCUUGCUCAAUGCGAAGCUUGCGCGUCCUGCGGUCGACAUCAGCGUCAGAGAAGGCACACGUCGUCUUCGACACAUGCCGUUAAGCUUCAUUGCGUCUGCCACGCUAACGAUAACGAAUGUAGAACUCGGGUAGUCCGACAUUUCACUGCCAGAAACCACCCGUCAGAUCUUCUCUCUAAUGCGUGCGACGUUCGUUCACCUUCUUGCUCCUCCAGAAUUCUACAUCGGCGCUAUAAAAUCAUUGCUCUAUAGCCGCGUCAUUGAAAUGGACAUGCUUGUUGUCAUUAGCACGUGUGUAGCCUCGGUCUUUUGAAUGGACACCUCUCACGAAUAGAUGUUAAAAGUGGUAAAUAGUGAUUUUGUAAGGCUCAUUGAGUCUAGGGCCAUGAGCGGUCGUUCAACACGGUCGGGGGCUUGGGGCCAGCAUUGCCAAAUGUUGUUGUGACACAUGUAGCACUUAAGCUGAAAUUAACCUUGGUGCUGAACAGGCGAUACUCUCUGGUACAACAGCUAGGAGUUUCUUCUGAUUGACGCUUCAUGUACCUCCUAGCUUUCUGACAGCCUGCCACUGAGUCUUUGGAGCCUUGGCGCACACGUGCUUUCGUGGUUGUCGCGCUAGUCCAUUUUAAGCCUUCGCGCCUGCUCUCUGCUUCUCACCACUUGACAUGCAUCAACACAGAAGCGUCAACAUGGAAACGUGAUCAUUUCCCUUUCACCGCCCUCAUCAAAGCGCAUACACCACAAGAAUGAACAAUGGCCACGAUAGCAGCGCGACCUGCCCCUCAAAGCCCCCUUGACGCAGUCUUCACCUCGGUGUUCCCACCCAAAAACCACACAACGCCAACACCGGAAGCUACUCCAAACAUUGGCACACUUGCGUCUCCAGCAACCCCAUUUGGAGGCUUCGAUCUGCCACGCAACCCGGUCGAUGCCGCCGCAAAUCUAAGCCGAGCCUGGAGCACGGCGACACGCUUCCUUUCCUUGCCCCCGGAAUUUACAUCCACUCGGCGGACACGGAGCAGCGAAAACGUCGAACGCGCAUUGAACUAUCUGUUGUCCGGGAUUACAUCCAGAAGAGAGCUUCUGGAAUGGUACCUCGACGAGAUUCGCACCCAUUUUCGCCAUUUUGUGCUUCCAAAGCUGCAGGCUUGGGAGAAACCUAUUCCGAUAAACGAGACACGCCCAUUAUUCGCGACCUCUGUACAGGUUCUCCAGCAGGCGCAGACGCUCUACUUGUCACUAACAACAGACUCGAAGGAGGCAUCUGGUUUCGCAGAGCAAGUGAAAGCCGACUUUCAUGUGCUCGUGGUCAACACCCUGCCGCGCGAAAGGAUUCAGAAGGCACUCGCCAGCUAUGUAUUCCAGACGAUGAAAGAGGAACUGGAACAGAAUGUCCAGGAGUGUCUCCGGGAGACCUCUUGUACAUGUUGCAUCACAUGCAAUCCGCAAGCGAUGACUCAGCUUCAGGACGUAGGUCUUGGUGGCAGCCACGGCGAGCGUGCCCUCGCACAUGCUGUGUACAAGAUUCUCGAAGGGCCUGCUAUUGAGAGAAGAUGCUUUCAGGUUGACUGGAGCAACCGAUUGCCGACUUUUGCGAAAGUCCACAACUGGGCUCGCGAGGUACUCAGCCCUUCGAUUGAGCGAGCACUGAGAGCCAUAACAGGAAAUGCAACUGCCGAGGCGCCUGCUGAACAAUUCAUAUCCGCUGCUAUGAGCAGCUUUGGCCGACUUCGUACCCAAUCGCUAUUCGACUACGUCAGCAGCUGGCCUGCCAGCGAGUCGGCAAUCCUUGAUAUUCGCGAAUAUCUGAACGUGGCCGGCUCAACAAAAGCGCAACUCUGCUCCAGCUUCUCGGAACAAAUGCAGCGACGCUUACUUCACGCUGGCGCCUGUACCACCGAAAUACUUAGCAUGUACAUCAACGUGAUCAACGUAUUCAAGGUGUUGGACAACCGCGGCGUGCUGCUCGAAAAGGUGGCUAUACCUAUCCGCAGCUACUUGCGUAGUCGUGAAGAUACUGUCACGGUGAUUGCUACAAGUCUCCUUGCUGAGGUCGAUGAAAACGGAGAAGUGCAAGGUCAGGAUGUCGACAAGGUCUGCGUCGAUAUUUCCAUCGCGAUCGCUCAGUCAGCAGUUGGUGCACAGGACGACAGACUACUGAAUUGGAACGACAUGGACUGGGUGCCAGAUCCCAUCGACGCCGGGCCAAACUACAAAGCAUCCAAAUCAGAUGAUGUUGUAGCCUACGUGCUGGGGCUCUUCGACACCGACGACUUCAUUAAGGCGCUCUCUUCGGCUUUUGGUGAUCACCUUCUCCGUGUCCAAGAGACAGAGCUCGUUAAGGAGACCAGACUUCUUGAAUUGUUGAAGUCCCGCUUGGAUCCCUCUAAACUUCAGCAAGUGGAAGUCAUGCUGAAGGAUAUCCGGGAUUCGAAACAUCUCAACCAACGGGUCAACCCUCAUCCACGGCAGCGCGCGAAAGUCACGCCAAAAGAACUCCAGGAUGCGUUGCCAGAAGAGGGCAUUACUUUCCAUUCCCUAUGGCAGCAGUUCAAAGACCGAGCGGAGCCCAGCGAACUUGGAGCUCUCCUCAAAGUCGUAGCGGCAAAGCGCAACGACCUAUUUUUCCCGAAGCGCAAGCGCUUACCGUCCGCGCCGCAGGAGCCGGCUACCUCUCAAGACGACAAAAUGUUGUUCGAGGCCAAAAUUCUCUCGAGCUAUUUCUGGCCUCAGCUUCGCGAUGUGGACUUUCGAGCCCCGACACAAGCGAAAGAGCAGAUGGAGAGGUUUGAGAGUGUAUUUGCGAAUACCAGCGGACAGCGAAAGCUAGUAUGGAGACACGGGCUCGGCACUACCGACCUGACGCUCGAGAUGGAGGACCGCACCAUCGAGGAACAAGGUGUCGAGAUCUGGAAGACCACCAUCAUUGACGUCUUCGCAUCUCAGCGACCAGAGGAGGCCAAGACGCCUGCCAUAACUCCUAAUGAAGAUGGGAUGACUCUCAGAGAUCUCAUCGACACGCUUAACAUGGAUGAAGACUACGUACAGAGCGGUGUCAGCUACUGGGUCAGCAGGCGCGUACUCUACGAAAAGUCAGAAGGACGAUAUGCGGUACUCGAGCGUCUUGACAUGGAUAUAGAAUUUGUGGAGGAUGGCUCCCACCUCGACGUCGAAUCGAUUUCGGCCGUCAAGUCAGAGCUCGCAAUGCUACGGGAGAAUGCGCCAAUGUUUCAGAACUUUAUCGAUGGCAUGUUGCGCAACGGGGGACCAAAGGAGGUUGGCGGUAUGAUGGGUAUCACGAACAUGCUCAAGAUGGUUAUGCCUACCUUCACAGGAGGGGAUGAUGAGGUGAAGUGGUUGCUGGAAGAUAUGCAUAGCAGAGAUGCUGCGAAGAAGGAGGGCGACUUGUGGUCUGUCACUUGAGUGGCAACAACCGCAAGGACCCAUGCCAACAACACAACGAGCAAUUGACUGAACAAACAUACACGGUACCUAAACAGAGUUAUCGCCACCGAAGGGGCCAAUGACAUGAAAGCGUCGACUUAAUCUUCCCAGGACCUUGGAGCAACCCUCAAAAUGAUACCGAGUACGACGUUACCCGAGAAUCGCAAAUUCCACAAACGACUAUAAGAAUCAUGAACUCCAUCAUUGUGAGAUCUCAAAACUCAAGCCUCAACCGGCUUCUCCCCAAGCGGCACACGAUGCCACGCAUUAGCCAAAAGCCCUCUGAAAUUCCAAAUCCCAUCAAAAGUCGGCGGUUGACAAUUAUGCGACUCAUCCACCGCCUUGACAACAAACUCGGCGUUCUCUGAAACUUCCUCUUUGGGCCAGUUGAUGUCCCAUAACGUCCAUGCCCAACGUUUACUGCCCUUCGCAUCAUCCUUACGUAGACAGGCUUGUUUCCACGUCUUGCCUCCGUCUGCGCUGACAUCUACUCGCACAACACGACGACCGCCUCCGCUGUACGCGAAGCCCUGAACGGAGACGGGUUCGGUAGCGCUGCUAGGGGAAAUCUUUGUGAUGGCGCUCUGAAUCGGGAAUUCCUGGAUGGAUUCCGCCGCAUUCCAGUCUUCCUGCGUUACAUCGGAAGCUUUGAGUUUGUUUGGACCAAAACAUUUGUAAUCGCGGGUGUGCCAAUUGCUCUGAGACUCCUCGCAGCUGAUUCGGACUUUUCCAAGCCACUUUACGCUUCGAGUGGCUACGCUGCCGGGCACGAUGGCGCGGAGGGGGCCGCCGUGGUCGCGGGGCAUGGUUUCGCCGUUCAUCUCCCAGGCUAGGAGGACGUCGGAGGUAGGACUUAGCGCGGAUUGAAUGGGAAUUGAUUGCUCGUAGGUAUCGCUCGGAGCGCAGAAAUGGACAUGGCGAUCCGCUUCUUCGUCGUCCUUGCAAGGCUUUUGAUCGACGUCGUAGCCUGAUGCCACGAGCACGUCUCGUAGUCGGGCUCCCUUGAAUUCUGCUGUUCCGAUGGCGCCUACGUCCCAGCCUAAACCGGAGGUCUUUCCGUUGGCGGCCUUGUUCAUAUGGCUUCUACGAUUACCCGCACAUUGCAAAGUAACCGUGACGGAAUGGGAUUCGAAUUUGCGUUUCAGAUCCUCGAUACUCCAGGAGACUUCUUCGCCGUCGGGAAGUUCGAUUUGCAAGGCGUGCGUUUCCGGCUCGAUGUUAGGAACCCAGAGAUGAUUUCUCACAAAAAACAAUCUCAAAGGCGUAAUGAAGUCCGCGAGGAGAGUUCCUGGAGUUUCCGCAUUACAGGGUUUCGCGGUCAGGAUGUUCAGUUCUUCGCAUCUUUCUGGAUCGUCUUUGAAAGGGUCGUCGACGGCGUUGGCGUCUUUUCCGAGAACGGUCCAGUUGAUGGAUCCAUCUGCUUUGAGAUCUCUGGCGUCGAUCUCGCCAAUGGAGUAAUCGUCCAGGAUCUUUCGGACUUCGGGUUUCUGGUGGAUGGAAAACAAUUGCCAAAAUGGAUCAAUGCUGCCGCCGCAUGCGCGAAGAAUGACUUUGCCGCCUGGAUGGCAGUCGAUAAAGUCGGUGAUGUCGUAGACUGAAGUACCGCUGAUAACCCAUUUCUGGGCGUUGUUUUCGUCGUGUUGGGAGACCUCGGAAAGACGGAAUGUUCCCUGAACGUCGCUGUGGGAAUCUGCAGCUGAUUAGCAAAAUUGCUUCCAAAAUCGACGACAAUUUAUCAAUGGUCAUUGUCGAAACGACCGUCGAUACUAUCGAAAAGCUCACCUUCAAUAUGCUGAGCCUCCUGCUCGUCGUCGACGUGCCUGAUGAUAUCCACCCGUUCCUGAACGUACGACGCAAGAGGUGCUGCUAGAAAAGCAACAGCAGAAGCGCCGAAUAAAAUCGCCAACGCCCCAGCAGCAUUACUCCUCUUCGGUGUCCCGAUAAACCUCCCAUCGCUCUUCGUCGAGAUAUACCGUCUCCAGCCCUGCCAUCGAAACCUCUCGCCGUGUAUCCCACUCUUGCCAUUCGUGCACUUCCCACCACCGGGCGCAAUCUUCCCAUUCACCUCCCAUCUCUUAGCCUCGCGCGUGAAAGCACGGAAUUUCCCAAUCGGGACGUUAUAUCGGGUCUCCGGGAGCGUCCGCAGGCUUUUCGGGAUGCCGAUCGCAUGUUGCAGCCGCAUGGGAGGCAUUUUGCUGGUUUCUCUGGUUGUUCUUGACGGAAGGUGAGCAAUCACGCAAUCCGAGCUAAGGACGGCGAAAAGUGGGGUGUUUGGAAAGGUACAGGGCCUGUGUCUUCACGUGACUGGGUUUCGCUCCGACGGUCCGGCAGGAUUGUCGCUAGUCGCGCGCGAGAGGCCGAAUAUCUGCAGUGGUGAGGUGGUGGUUCAGUGGAUUCUUUUCUUCAACGGGAGAGGGAGAGGGAUGAUGGGUAUGAGUAGAUCUGCAGUGAGCUGGGAGGAUAUUGGUCGACAUAUAUACAUCGAUCCUCCUCAUCGCGCAGCAAACGAGCAUCCCGUCGAAGAUGACGAAUUCGUCUGAGUGGCACGAGAGCACUGUGUAGUCACAGUUUGAACAGUCCGCCAUGGACAAUUGGUGUUACUCGAGAUACCUGGAAAAGAGCUCAUUAAGUGCAAAAUCAUCCCUCAUCUAUACUGCUGUACUCGUUCCUUCGUUCUCAUUUCUGUCGUUCUUCGUGGUCAUCAUCAGAGCCAGUCAGGCUAGCCAUCUCUUCAUCAUCAUGACUGACUCGCUCGUAUUGUUGCGAAGGCGAAACGCCUCCUGUUUGACCCAUCUCCGGCUUUGGAGGCUCAUGCUGAUCCAACUUGAUAUUAACAAACGCCACCCAAAGGCCAAUGUCAUACGUCAACCGGCAUGCGCCACCAGCGACGAAGGCGACCCAGAAUCGAUUGCUGCCUGCGAGGAAGCCGGUGACCAUAGGUCCAGCAGUCGCCGCCAGCGUUCGUAUCAUCGAGGUGAUGCCCAUCACUGCGGUCCUCUCUUCCGGCUUCACGACUCCAGCGAUCAAAGCCGAGCGAGGCGCUUGGUCCAUGUUGUUCAAACCAGCUCUGACGAAGAGCAACAGAGCCGUCAUCCAGAAUACGGUCGGGAACGGAAAGACGAGCACUGCGGCCGAACUUGGAAUAUGAGUGAAUACCAUGGUGUUCACCAGACCGAUUUUACGGGAUAGUGGACCGGCAAAAACGCCACCGACUGCGGCUAAGACAUAGGAGACUGAUGUGACGUCUCCGAGUGUGCUUUUCUUCGGGUGGAAUUUGUCGUCCAUGUAGUAGUUUGUUAGGGAAUAUGGAACCAUGCCGUCGCUCAGAGAGUCGAUGGCUAGGAGGAUCCAGAGCUUGUACAUGAUGCCCAGGGUUGGUAGGGAGAUAGGACCCAUCCAAGAGAACAGCCAGGAGACCCAUGCUUUCUGUUGAGGCUGGGAUGUUGGAGAAGGUUCAGGGAUGGUAUGCUGACAAUCCGGACUAUCGACUAGUUCAAUGCUAUAAUCUUCAGAAUCAUCUUGCGGGACGUGAGCGUAGGUCUCCAGUGUCUUCUCUGCUUCACAAGCAGACGAGAGUAGGAGGACGAGAAUGGCGUUCACAAUGCCCAUUACCGCGUAGAUCCAGAACAAGGAAUGGUAAGCAUCCUUCAACGUCCAGUUGUCGAGCGAUUGAAGAUAUUCAAUGAUUCGUCCCGAGGCCUCGCUGCCGACUGUCGACCCCAGGGCUGACAAGGUGACAUACCAAGCAAGAACAUCAGCUCUCGUCUUCGAAGUCGUGAGCUGCGAGAUCACGGAUCUAAUGACUGUCAGCAUGUCAUUAUCUACCACAGGGACUUUCCAACUCACUCCUCGAUGCUUCUGAAUGGCCCGAAAUCACCACCGGUGGCGCUCACCACUCCAAUCACGGCGGCGAAAAGCAGGAUCCAGAAAUUCUCGAACCAGGCGAAGAUGAUGCCUGUCAUGACCAUCAAGGCACUUCCGCCGAGCAAGAUCUUCCUCCUCCCAACGCGGUCCGCGAUGAGGGUGAGGAACGUUCCGAGAAGCACAUCACCGGCCAGCGUUAGUGUCAUGAACAAGCCAAUCUGAGAAUCCGAGAAUUCAAUCUCGGCGAAGAAGAGAGCUAUGGUACCUUUACUCAGCCGCAGUUCUUCUCUCCCGCCACGGAUGUGGAUCGACGACUUACCCAGUAUCAAGGAAUUCGUUCCGUAUGCAAACAUACGAAAACUCCUGGCGAGGAUGAUAAGCCAUGCAUUCUUGCCCGUUGCCUGGACGGAGUCGAGGCCGAAUUCAUGGUAGAACCAUGCGAACGGACGGACUAUCGCUGCCAUCCACCUUCGCUUCGAGUACACCUGUAUGGUGUUGUUGAAAGAGAAGUGGCAUUUCCUCUGGACAGACGCAAUCAGUCAUAUCGUUGUCGGCGUGCUUUGCAGCGAAAACAGCAUCAUCGGCCCGAUGUCGGCGUGGGAUCGUCACUCACCUGAAGGCCGCCUUCCAUCUUCCAUCUUCCGUCUUUCUUCUUCACUUCUGCAGUCCUCUCAAAUUGUGUUCACCGAAUACGCCGACACUAGAAAGCCUUCAGUCACGCACCAAGAAGUGCUUUCACUAGCGCAGACAAACGAUAACUGGCUAAUCCGGCGUUUUUGCGAUGCGGCAUUCUCUUUUGCCUAUGCUUCUGAGGCCUGAACUAUGCGAUUCCGGCUGCAGAGGUUGAAUAGGAAGAUUCGACGGAGCGAUAAAGAGGCGAUUCUGGCGUUCGCUUACCAGGAAUAAUGAGGCAGGACGCCUUUACAGGAGAGAUAUAUAACCUGAUAGAUAAUGCCAUUGGAACAGAGUAUACUACCACGCAUCACAUCAAUCACUCAAUCACAGUUCCUUUUGCUCAUGACCAACUACAGAAGGAAGAUCAACGCAUUAAGUGCCGCAGCACCAGCAAUCGAACCCUUCCCAACAGGAAUCCUAUCGUGCCCCGCUGAGCCUUGGACAGCUCCAUCAAUCGCCCCUCUUCGAUUCCUUGUCUCGUACACGAGCACAGAGCAUUCUGAAUGUAUCAUCAGAAUGAAUAUGCUGUGGAGGCUCAGAACUCGACGACCGUGUCCGACGCUUCGCAUUUCGCGGGCACGAUGACGCUCCAUCAUCGAGAAUCUCGUUGGCUUCACGGCAAGCCUUUGGGGGUCGACAUCUUGAAUGUUCUGGAAUCGGCAAUCGUAUUUGCGUGCCAUGUCAAAAGCAUAGCUCGAGCAACACUGUCUGCAAGAAUGUGGUCCCAAGACUGCCGUGGUGUGGGUUGGGAGCUCGUUCUGAGGCGAGCUCCUUUCUCUUGCGCACGUUUUGAUGGAGAAUAUGGAUGAAAUGUAGGUCAUGCUUGUUGUCGUAAACGAUUGUCUGAAUUGAUGUUCCGACUGUAAGUCUUGACGAGAACCGCUCUUGGCGGACGCUUGGUUGGGAACAGGCCUGGGAAGCCGAAUCGCCAACGAGCAGCUAGGAUACAACCAUUGUGGUGCACAUCUUCGAAUGUAUGGGUAUCUCUUCCAAAAACAUCCAGGCCAUCAAGAGCCAAUGAGUUCUAGGUCUGGGAGUGAGAAAUCAGCACAGCAAAAUAUUGAUACUUCGUUCAGAUAUACGUACAUCAGGGGUUUGGAUGUUCGAUAUCUCAACAAGGACUGCACGGCUCUUGUGCUGGCGCCGAGUCAUGUUGCGAGCCAGUAGUGGGCGUAUCGUCAGCUUGUGCUCCGAAGAUUUGCCUUAGUCGAACGAGUAUGGAGUCAAGAGCUUGCGCAGAAGAUGGCGAGGAAGGCGAUGUUGCGGUUGAUGAUGUCGAGACUGAUGCUCUAGCCGUCGCCGAGCCUUGCGACUGACCUGUCGGGGUAUUGCUUCUGAUGUAACUUGUUCGUAAUUUUGUUGCGGCGCCUAGAGACGUUGGUCGUGCACUGUCGUCGUUGAAGCGGCUUUCUGGCUUGUUGUGACUCUCUGGCGAACGAUGUCCAGUACAGCCCGGACAUAAUAUUGGAACGCUGGGAAGAGGCGGAGUAGGUGGUGUAGGUUCCUCUUGCCGUGGAGGGGACGUCUUGCUACGCGGUAGAGGCGGUAGAGGCGGUGCUGGACUUCGUGAUUUGCGGAUUGAUCUUGGGACGAGAUCCCACUCCGGCCCAAGCGUGAUGCUCAUCCGCUCUAUGGGCGUUGUUGAUGAAGGUGGAAGCGGAAACUGAAAGACUUGUUGCUGCUCGCAUGCACCAGCUGAGGUGUCAAGCCGAAGUUUUGGUCGCAUACUUGCUGCUAUCGCUCCUGGCCGCUGCUUGGGGCGUUGUAUGCCUGCACGAGAUGCGAUUGCCUUGCCCUUUUGGCCUCGGGCGUGCGGAAUAUCGUCGGAGAGCCUAGCACCGUUCACAGGAUGGUUGCAAGAGGACGGUGUCCCGCCAAUUGAUAAGUGAAUAUUGUGGGUCGAUAUUGUGUUUCAAUGAGGAUGCUGAUCGCUACGGUGCUUUAGGCUUCGGUUUGUGGGCGCGAAGAACUGUUGUCCCGGGAUACCACACUGUACAUUUCCGUACGCCAACUUCUAGUAGAGAACGUAGCGUCUCGCCAAUGGCGGCACUGGGGUGAUUAUAAGUCCUAUCGAAUUGCUGUUAAACCUUCCCUUGUUCUGGAAUGGCACUCGUCGAUAACGUAAGAGAAGCUCUAUAAUGAUGAGGUACGUACCGGAUCGAAACACGCGGCGUCAAACAUAAUGGCGUUGAGCCGUUGGCUGAAGCACACAGACUGAGGUUGUGAUCUCCCGUCAAGGCUUGAUUGGUCGCAUCCGCAGGUAUCCUGGCAAAGCUUCUCGAAGCCGAGCAGUUGAUAUAACCGCCAUUAGCAGGAUCCUCCAAUGACGGCGACGCUGUACGGAAGGUCGGCAUCCAAAUGCAGUGGUUCUGAAAAGGAGGGGAAUGAUCAUUCAUGGGCCAGACUGCAUCGAGUUUCAGCCAUUAUGGCUUGUUGCAUCUCAGAGACCGGGUUGCUCGUAUUCUCAUGCUCGCUUGCCGUUGAUGUCUAUCUGCCGUCGUGGGGUCGGCAUUGUGAAACAUCAUUAGCGGCCGUUUGCUGUGCAAGUUGCAAGAGAUUUGCGCUUGUGCCGGCAGUGGAGCAAAAGAAUCGGGAGAGAGGCGCGGGUGAAGAGCACCAGGUUCGCGACGACGGCAUUCCGCGCUCUGCCGGUAUUCCGCGCUACGACGGUACUCUGCGCUUCGCCAGCAUUGCCUCGGCGAGUUGAUGAUGGCCUCCUGACUGAGGAAGUGCGCUCAUAUCAUAUCGGACAGGAGGAAUGCAGGCGCAAAGCCCAAACACAUGACGGGACGGGACGGGCUUUGCGGAGGCGGCGGGCAGCGGACGGGCGCCAAGCCACGUUUGAGGAGAGCUGGCGAAACUUACCUUUUAAGGUUCAAUCAAUGUCCGCGCCACUCGGGCACCCGUUUCACGUGCAUGCCAAGCAUGCAUCGACCUCAACCCCAUACCACAACGUCGAUCCGGCUCGCAAAGUUCUCGGCCUUGGACUGGCUUUCGUAUCCCACGGGCAGUCGCGGAAGCAAAUGACUGGAAUGUUGAGAGCGGAGAGGAGACUUGCUGUCUCGUGAUACUUGCCGCCAUCCCAUCGCCCAACGCAAAAGUCUUGGCAUCAGCGCCAUGCCUGCGUGCGCUACCCUCGCUGGAUCAAUUUCGCGAAUGGAGUCAUGUCCUCUCCUGAACACAUGAGCAGACGCCGUGCGAGAAGAUCACGCUGGUUCUCCCUUGGUGACUGCUCCUGACAGUCUCUACACGUGAUCUUGGCAUGGCACACUCGAUCUGCUCUUUCAACCGAACCGACUGAUUCUGGAUCCGACCCAUCGCGAUCACUCUGGCCUCCCACUGCGGAAGCACACGAGGACUACGGCAACUCCGUAGCCGCCAGUAGCCGGACACGCAACAAUUCUUUGACCUGAUUCGAGGCCAGUAUUUCAAGAGUAGAUGGCGGACUGGGUGAACAGAUCAUCCAGCUCAGCAGAAGGGGUUGGUAGCGGCACGCAUUCACAAGACCUUGUGUUGCGUGGAUGUCGCACGACCUGGCAGCCCCUUUCCCGACCAAGCACGGUGAGAUGCUGAGCAGGAUGGAGGAUUCUUAUUAUGCUGCUGCGCCAAUCGACGCACAGCAUCUUUGCUUCUGAUUCGACAAAUCACGAAGGAUGGAUCAGCGUCACCUUCAAUCAGCCCUACGCAUCCUGAAAGCCAUGAGCUAUGUGAUCAAGCAACGCUUGCCUGUCUCUGGAAGGCACUGAACGGCCGAGUCGACGAAGCAACUUGCUCAUCUUCAAUUUGCGCGCCAACUUGCCUGUUUCCAGCUUCAGGGUCCUGAUCAUCGUCAACGUUUCUGGGCCAAGAAACUUUGCUCAGACACUCGGGAUGGCUUUGGGCAUCCCAUGUUAGCUCUGAAUCUUCGCGAUGCACUUCGCAAUUUGAUCCAGCUAGUCGGGACGCUGGCUCUCCUGAAGGCGCAAUGCGCAGAGGUGUAUCAAUAUGGGCGGUGCAUCUGCACGAACUCGUCCGAUUCUGCUAGGACUCAGUUCUAGCCAGCCAGCUUUGCAGCGACAGCCACAUUGAUGUCUUCGAGGACAGGCGACUACAGAAUGUAUCCAGAAUGUCGAAUGCUGCCGCCACUUCCACCAAGGCCGCCACCGACCACAAGGAGCUCUUCAUGCUACUUAGAGACUUCUGCAAACGAUCUGGGCCACUAUCAUUUCCAUGAAAGGAGCGCUCAGUCUGGCCCGGCUGCCACAACUCCCAAUCUAAAUGCUCACACUUCCUGGAGCUCCUCUGUGUCCCCUACUGAAUCUCCUCCGAGAGGAACUAAACGAAAGGUGUUGCACACAAAGAUUGAUGUACGAUGGUCUGUCAGCUGUAGCCUAGCAUUCCGCUAACACGAGCAAACAGAUAAAUCGGUCAUCGAAGAAAGCACAUCACUCCUUCACGGAAGAACGAUGUCACUUUAGCAGCAGUCACAGACCACGCAAAAACAAAGCUGAACCUAUGACGAGUAACAUAAGCCACAGUCAGCGUGUUGAACAGGACAUGGCCAAGAUCACGUCACUCGCUGCAACGAAUUGGGCGCUGGUCGCCCGACUUCUUUCAAGACUAGAUCGCAUGAAUUCGAAUGUAACGAUAUUACAGCACGGAGACAAACGACAGCAUGAUGACAGCCAGGGCGACUGAAGUGGACGCUCGAUGAUGAAGAACACUACAUGCCGCAAGCCUAGUCAUGAAGUAAAGAAAUAUCGGCAGAGUUGACGAAACAUUCGACAGUAUCCUAUGCUUUGUACGGUAUAUGGCCCUUUGCGAAACCAGUGCAGGUUAUGUUGAUUCUGGUCUCUGUCUGACUCGAAUUCUCAUGGACGAUGUCAACAAUCAGCCACGCUACAGAAGGUGUCGUUCUGUACCCUCUGCCAAGUAGCAGGCAUGAUCCCUCGAACGAGAAAAUACUUGCCAAACUCCCCAUCAAAUUUGUACACAGUUCAAACACCAUUCGGGAUCUCUACGCCGGGAAUUAUUUCAUCCCUGAUACCCUCCAGAUCCCUUCAUCAACGCCUAAAGAAAUUUUCACGCGCAGCGAUCCAUACAGUCUGCCCCGGUCUUCAGGUCGGAAAUGAUCUCUGCCUUCCAGCACGGUAGAAUUCUCGCCACGCUAUCUUUCAAACAUUCCGUCUUCGGGACAUCAGCUCUUUGGCGAUUGUAUCGACCAUCUUCAUCCUCGCUCUUCCUCUACUCCUCACUCGUCUCUUGGGGCGGAACUUGUAUUAUCACCCCUUCUCCAGAGAUGAAUCUGCUCAUCGCCGUUCAUUUUCCGCUGCUUCAGCUCUUCCCAAGCCCUGUAGACCGCCACAGUGCCCUCAUUCAGCUGCCAGCUUCUGUCCACGGGAAUCCACAAUCUAUCACGCGAGUCUAAUGCUAGAUCGGUGCUUCACGAUUGCACGAUAUAGCGGAGAUGUAUAGACCAUGUUAGGAAGCCAGUCUGGUUCUUUCUUGAGUAGAUGCCCUGCUGCGAUUGCUGCUUGGAUUGCUUGGGCCCUGAAAGGGACGUCGACACAGCCUGUGAGAGAGAUUUCUGCUGUUCCAUUCCGACUGGCCGUGGCGGAGGAUGAUGAGUUGGUAAGAAGCUGGCAUUUUUGCAAUGGGGAAGUCGACAGGGCUGGGAUAUAGAUACUCUUGGAACGUGCAGUUAUUUCAUUGAGAAGGAAGGGAUCGAUGUCUUGUAAUUGUCAUGCAGCAUGGAGUCAGUAUCAUGCAUUGUACUUUGGUGAUCUCUUCACCUUGCUGGAUCAACGUCCCUCUAAUCUCUGAUUGCCCUGUUCGACCCAACGGGCAUUCGUCCAACUCUCACACCUCCACAUCUGGGACCGGACCUGGCCGAAGCCAUCGAACGACGCCCUGAGGUCGUAGGUACAGUAUCCCAGCAUCCACCCACAAAUCCGCCAACCCAAUUUAUAGAGCCGGCGGCCCUUUGCUCGACAAGAUGCCACACUCCGUACUCUCGUACUUCCGAUCUCUCUCUUGACAAGAGCUCGGAAAUUGAGGUGAAUGGAUCCAGCAUGCAGCCGCGCUUGUGAGCGAUGAAAAUGCACGUCCAGUCUCUGGAGAUGAGGCGCAACUUGCUUCCUUGGACAUUUCAGGUCCGGAGAAUUCUGCGAUGUGACUCUCCUUAUCGGGUGGAUACUUCUGAGAAUGAUCGACUGGCUUUUGUCUCGCACUUGCUCGGUUGAGAUCGAAUACCACAUUGAGUAGGAUAGUCCUGGAAGGUCCAUUGAUCCCAGACGACAUAUGGACUCGGCUUGAGAAAUUAGUGGGGCGAGGCUAUCUUUUCUCAGUCUGUAGUAUCAAAUGUUGGUUCAAACUGAGCUCGUUAUUGAGAAUGUGCCGGCCUUACGAUCAGUUUCGCAGAAUCCGAGGGAACAAGCCUGACCAACGGCCGUAGAAAGACAUUAACAUUUUGAUAUCUCUAACAAGAAACCAUGCAGCCAGCUGUCGCGCCCCUUUCAGAAGCCAUGGGUCAUAUUCAAGACCUCAACCCAAAAGAAGGGGAAAAAAAGUCCCCAGCCAGGCUGAAGCAGUUUCCCCCCAAAGAUUUUGAAACGACCGUCUCGCCCAUGCCUCAUAACGAAACAUUUCCAAUUGCCUCACUUCUUCUCGUCAAGCGGCAAAGGCUGAGACUGAUUGGUCAUGAUCUCAUCUAGUGGGAUGUAGUUUUCCUCAACGCGACCGCACUUCCGUGUCGUGACAUCCGCCGCUCCAGAUUUCUCCAUGCCACUCUCAUUCGUAGAUCCACUGAUACCAGAAGACGCUGGUGCCUGGGCGUCGGAGCCGCCCAUAAGCUCAGGAGCGAAUCGAAUUAGCAGCCUUCGGAGAGCGGGCAUGGAAGCGCAGACGAGCAAGGCGUGGACUUCGACUGUACUCCAUACUCCGAUCCACGUGUAGUCCCAUGUAAAGUUCUGCGAGUCGCCGUAUUCGAUGAGGACCUGAAGACGAAGGACAGCGACGAUGACCACGAAGAGUCCGAGGCCUGAGAUUCAUAGAUUAGCGUCUGAGGGCUCAAGUGCAUUGCGUAAGCAUUACUCACCGAACAUCAGCAUGACCCAAAACUUCUUCCUAUUGUUGAGCUGCAUCUUCCAGAGCGAGCGCAAAGGCAAGCUCAGUAUCAGCACGUCCAAGACCAAGUUCAAGGCAGUCGAUGCCACACCCUGUGCGUUGAUCGCGAUGCACCGUCCGUCAAAUUCUCCGUGCCAUCUUUCCCACGCCAUCGGUAUGGGCCAACACUGGAAUACUGAGACCAGGGCGAAGGUGACUCCGUAUGCGAUGUUGAGUCCUAUGUUGAUAUAGCACCCGGUUCGGAAAUUCCUCUGAGGGAAGAUGCGCAAGUAUGUAAUGAGAAGCGAUACCUUCACCAAAGAUAGGGCAGUGAUGUCGAGAAUUUGAUACCAGUAGUAGAUCUACUAGAUGCGAUUAGCACAUUGCAAAGGAGUCCGAUUUGGAGAAUUCGGAAUUGCACCUUCAAGAUCCACGUAAUGUGAGGAAAUGUUAUGGUCCAGAGAUCUGUGGUGAAGCCGUAUCUGUUCACUGUGUCUCCGUCAGCAUUCAGCCCUCCAGUUUUCCGUAAGGUUCCACAUACGUUCAAAAGCCGACACAGUCAUGGCAAUUAUCUCAAGCAGAGCGAAGCCCAACACUGCAUCAUCCCACCACAACGUAGUGGUAAACCCUGUGCCACCCGGGCUCUUGUGUAUCUUAGACGCUAUUCGUAAGAUGUAGACGAAACAUGAAAUCAGAAGGCCCGCUAUGGCUGCCCCCAAAAUGGAACCCCUCUUGUCUCUUUUUGGAUGUUGGCAUAAUGUCGAGGUGCUGUUCUUCGUUGCUGUUGCGUUGUCAGCACGAAGAGUCACGAUGAAUUCCCGUCGCCAGAUGCCAUACUCAGCUGGUUCUUGACGGUGCAGUUCGCUGUGACGCAUGCUGUCGUUCGGUCGGUGAUGAUCUGGCUGUUGCAGCUGCAUUCGAUGUCGGUCAGGGCACACGAGGAGUUCGCGAUUUCGUUCACGAGACAUGUUCGCUAAGUAGCAGUCAGUCUGCAGUUACAAAAGGUAUCUUCUAUAUUCCGACCUACGCCACACUCUGGCAUAGCAGCGAGGAUCUCUGUAGCUGCCGCCAGCUCUGUCUGGUUGGUCGCAGCAAGAGCCGAAGGCAAGAUAGCCAAGAAGGUCACCGCGCUCCAGAGGACCCUCAUGGUAGCCGUCCUGAGAGCUUCAGAUCGAGUGACCUGCGCACUGCCUAGUCGAUAUGAAAGAGGAUCCCCCAAGAACCCGCAAACGAGAGCUUGAGCGGGGGAUUCUAUCCAAAAUCAAUCCAAACGUUGACUCCUCGGCUCUGGAAAUCGGGUCGUUGAGAAAGUCUUGCAGCUGAGAUAACCAGUCUCCCGACCGACGAAGAAGUGUAGGAAGGUGAAUGUGAUGCAGCUUAGGAGCUGCGACCAACUGCCAAUUUUCAUUGUAUUGAUCGACAUCUGUAGUGCAGCUCGAGAAAUGUCGGCCGUGGUGCAACCGGACGCGACGGGUACGCGUGGUCCCGAUCUACUAGAUAGUGUGCUAGUUUCAGUGGGAAUUGUUCGCCUGGUGGUCAUCAGGCCAUUAUAGUGCAGCGGAGACAGCCUUGGCUCCAGGGGUCGGGCUGGUGAUCACCAGGAUACGCAACGACGCCGCCAGAUGCACCAAAGUCGGUUCAGGCAGCCUCGCCGACAUUUUUCUGGAGACAGUAUAAUACUGCCAGGCAUCGUGAACGGGGACGGCGAGCAAAUUCCGAGCUAAUCUCGGAUGGUCGGAGAGGAUACGCACAACACGCUACACGUUUAGAGAAGUGGAAGUACGAGAUUGACAGCUCGUACUUUACCAUGUCUAGUCAUCUUCCCCAGCAACGGCUCCUUCGGCAACUGGGGCUCGCGCCUGCUGCUUCCGGUAGAGAUUGGCCAAAAACUCGUUUGUACUCGCCUCCUCAAUGCUCUUGUCCUCGCGAAUCUUCAAGAACCUCGGGAAUCUCAUACUCAGCCCUCUUUCUUCGCUCACGAGACCAAUCGCUGCGGUGUAGGUCGGGCUUAGGGUAAUGUCCGCGAAUAUCAUCUCCCAAACCUCCUGAGGUUCAAACCAAACAUCAGGCUCACCGCCGUAUUCCACGUAACUGGGCCUGGAGAUGACAUUUGGCCCCCCAGGAUCAUACUUCGCGCGGUUGGUUUUGUAGAAGGCAUCCGUAAAGCCAGAAAUACAUUUUGUCACCACUUCAAGACUACCAGUAUCUGGAUUACGACAGGCGAGCAGGAUUGGACUCCACCAGGCAUUCUUGCGACCUUGGCCAUGCCAACCGCCCACUGGAAUCAGAUCGAUGGUAUCGGUCUGGGUGUUGUAGUCCUUUUUGACCUUCAGCCAGGAGUCCAAGCGCUUGUCGGGUUCGUAUGUCGAGAGUAAAGCUUUUCGGCGGCUUGACUUCUUUUCAUCCGGCUCCUCUCCGGUGUCCUUAUCACCGGGCUUACUCUUCGCUUUUUUGCUCUUCUUCGCUUUGAGCGCUGCUGGUGCAGGCUUCUCGACUUCGUCCUCUUCAGCACCGUCCAGAUCGGUCUGCAAUUGGGGAUUGGGAAGGUUAUCAAGUACUUUCACCAUGAUGCCCUCGCAUUUGAUGUCCGUUGCCUGCUUGAAGAAAUCGCUGACCGCAUCGCCGUCUGCGGAGGUGGCCUCCAGACUCUUGACCCAGGUGAAGCGGUUUGGAAUCUCCACAAACAAACUUCGUAGUAGACUUCUUCGUUCCCGGAAUGGUCUAUUAAGAAGCUCUUCCCCAUUGAGAUACAUAAGAUCAAAGGCGAAUAGACACACAUCGACCUUGACGCUCUGAAUCACAACAUCCUUCCUCGCUCGAUUGGCCAGGAUCUGGAAAGGCUUCAAGUCCCCACUCUCUCGAUCAACAGCGACAACUUCACCCUCGAGGAUGAAGCUCGAAACACUUUCGCCGCGAAUCUUCGGCACAAGUGCAACGAGAUCUGGGUAUUUCUCCGUCAUCACCUCAAGAUGGCGCGAGAAGAUUGUAACUUUGCCAUUCUCGUCACAAUGCACCUGCGCCCGUUGCCCGUCGUACUUGAAUUCGCAGCUAAAGUCUCGACCUUGUAAUUUGGUGAGCAUCUCGCCCAAAUCACGGGUAAUGCCUCCAAGCAUGGGUCGAAGUGGAAUGUGCAGAGCAAGUCCGCAGCGCAGUAAAAGUUCAUCAUCGAUGCCGACCUCCAGCAAAGUCGGUACAAGGUCGUUGUAGUUUGGCCGACGGGCAAAGCUAGCCUUAACAAGCUCUUCACCUCGAGCAAAGACUUCAGCAACAUCCUGCUUGCUGAGAUUCUUUAACGAUGCUGCCGGCUUAAUGUUGUAGUCGGCACCUGGCGGUCGCGAGAGAAGGAAGGCUCUGGACAGCGCGAUCAACAUCGUGGUCUUGACAGCUCCAAUACGAAGAUGCUGCACAAGGGUCCGCACAAUGUACCUGCUCUCUUCCGCGCCCCUUGCAUCCUGGACAAGGCGUUCCACAAUGCGCUGUUUGACUUCUUGACAGCCCGGGCCUUUGGCUUCAGCAAUCUUGUGCAGGCUAUCGAACACACCUUUGACGGUGAGCGGCUUCGGCUUCCGGAGGGUCAAACUCUGUCGUUUCUUGGCUUCGAAGGCUACAUCUCCAGCAUCGCCGUGCUUAUUGUACAGGGCCUUGAGAGCAGAAUUAUCCAGGCCGCAGACUUUCUUCAAGGCCUUUGAAAUGGCUGAUCCUCCCAGACCCAGCUCGAUAUCGAUGUAAGGUGGUGAAAUGGAGUUGGUUGCGAGCCACACCGCUGAGAGUAGAGACUGAGGAUUCGCUUCGGUCAGAGUUCGAAUCAUGUUGACCAAGGUAUCGACGAUCUUGAUGCGAGACUGCGUACUGUUGACCAGGACAAAGCAGUGUGUGAGCAUGGCAUAUGUUGCCAUAUUGCCCUCCGAUGCCCAUUGAUCUUUGAGUGCCGGUAUAUACUUUUGCGGAUCAAAUGUGAGCGGCGAUUCGUCGAAUGGGAUAUCGUGAGAGAUAGUGUCCUCCUCUGCGGUGGCAGACUGGAGGGACAACGUGCCUUUCUUGCCCAUAGAAGUAAAGGCAUUGGCGGGUGGUGGCAAGUCUUCUACCUCCCCUUUAUCCGUACAAGCAGGUCUAUCAUCUGUCGGUGCUUUGGGCCUCUCCUGAGCUGUCACUCCAUCCUGGUCAUUGCUAGCUGUUCCACGGGUACCGUCAUCCGAUUGUCCCUGCGGCCUAUCCUCUUCCUCCCACUGAGCUUGCAACUUUCGUGCCAAUUGUUCGUCUGUCAACUCUUGCUCCUCUCUAUUCGCGACUUCACCACUCUUGUCAUCAACGACAGGUCCAAGAUUGUCGCUAUGGGCAUUGCUCUCGUUCCACUUGGCUUCCCUCUCCUUCUCAGCCCGCUGUUUGCCAAAGAAGAAAUCCAGCCCUCGAGCAGGCAGGGGUGAUGCCUGAUGAUCGUUCUUCUUGCGCCGCUUGUUGGGCGUGCUCAUGAUUGGUGCUGCACGGCAUGUUGCCGUUUGAUGCACUUGAAUCGAGUGGUGAACGCGAGAAGACGCGCUCAAUGUCGUGGCGUCAUUUGUGGCCCGUGCGCUACACGACCAAAUCCGAUACAAUCCAAACUUUCAUGUGGGCGGACUACGAGUUGUCUAUAUAUAUGUAUAGCAUCACCAAGGACCAGACCAUGCCCGGCACAUGUGCUAUGGCUGACGCCUGGACUCUUCAGAUGCUUCUGGUGCCUGAGCUAGCCCGACAGUACUCGCCGGAAACACCACAGACUAAGUCGAACGAUACUGCACAUCCUCGUGCCGGCCAACAUCAAGAUGUCUCCGCUCGAGCCCAUUGACAUGGAUCGGUAGUCAUUAGUCGAGAGCAGUCUGCCGUAAGCUCUCUACAGACGCCUUGAAACAAUCAUCUAAUGGACGAAAAAUGCUGAUGAAGAAGGCCAUAUGGGUGUUAAAUGAGGUCGCAUCGACGCACUCGGAAUCAUUGCCCGUGUCCAUACGACUCUUCGUGUCCGUACGACAAGUCGAGCAAAAUCUUGGCAGCCACUCACGCUGUCGAUCCAAAACCCAUUUUGCCAUCACAGCCUCGCGUGAGCGCUUCAUGCGCACGCUGUCGUUCAUCGAAGGUAAGUCAUGCCGAGCACCGCAGGCGAAUGAGGUUUGGUACGAUCGAUGUUAUGAUAUAACAAUCUAACUCCGACACUCGAGGCUCGCGGCCGUGACACUCGUGGAGAGAUCGAUUGCUCUAGCUGCAUUUCUCUUGAGCUAUCGCGCGUUUCCAGCUCAUCAUCUCCAGACUUGAUCGAAAGCGACGUUUUCUGGGAAGAUGCUAUCAAAGAUCAAGUCGCAGUCUUUCAGAGCUUCUUUUCAACCGAAUCACACACUGACCCACGUUUCGGUCUGGCGAAUCAAUACAACGACAUCGGAUCUCGCGGUAUCGUCUCUCGGCAAGAAGCGUGCCCAAUGGCAAAAUAAGUCCCCUGAGCAUUCGCGGCAGUGUCUAGAAACCAUGCAGCAAAUUAGUGCAACGAACUACCGACCUCGGAAGCUCACAGUGUCGAACCGUGCCUCAUCUUCUCCAGGUUUGCGAAGUUACUUGGCUUGCCUCAUCGCCACAUGCUUCUGGCGUGUCGUGGCCCUUGAAGAUAUUCCCUCGGUGUGUAGUGCCAAUCUGAACUUUGAUAUCGCUCGACGAAGAUGGUAAUAGGCACUGCUAACGUUUAAACAGCCGAUAGCACUGUUGAAGUGCAGCAGCCUAUGAGACGAUACUGUCGCUUCCUCACGAUCUCGGAGAGAGGCAUUAGCUCAUACCUCUCGAAAGGGCCCGAAGGGUAGAUACCAGAGGUACUCACCUGGUGCUUCUCGACGAUAGUCUCAACUGCUCUCCGGCCGAAGGUGAUCCUCAUGAAAGUAGCAGCCAUUUCACCAGCCGCCGAAGCGAAUACCGCAUUGUCCGCCACGACUCGCAGAUUCGCUAGCAGGUCUCAAAACGAAUUGAUUCUUCCACCAAGCAGGCCAUACAGUUCCGGAGCCUCGAAGGCUGCUGAUUACUCCACGUGCAUGACCUACGCGACCAAUUUGAAGAAUGGAGAGGACAAUGGCAAGGCUUGCCAGCCAGUGAUGAGGCGUACCGUUGAAAAUGCGUGGCUGGCAUCGUAGUUGAAGUUGAGGGAGAAGCAAAUUUGGAAGACGAUUGCCGGUGCCAGUGUGGGUGAGGCAUGCUGUUGAUUCUUCCUACCGCUUCUGCCCAGUCCACGAUGGGACUGGCAGGCACUCGGCGCGUAUUGGGCAGUGCCAAGAUCGCUUUCAUGUGCCGCAGCCACUCCUCGCCUCUGCUCCUGCGAACAAAUGUUGCAAUUGCUUGAUGCCGGAUAUAUGCUCGGGACGAGCAGUAUCUAUAUUCGAAUCGCGUCGUCGAAGGUGUUGGGCAAAAGCUCAGUGUGAGAGAAGAAUGGGACACUCGCAAAACUUUCGAUUCUUGAAGAUUCUUGCUCGACUCAUCGCGAACUCCAUUGUGCGGUCUUUUUCCUGCUGUAUCGUCCGGUGGAUUUAGAGUGUCUGCUACGUCGCAUGGCUGAGUUGUGCAGCCGAUGGGCUGUCUAGGCGCCCUGGUUAGCCGCUCAGAUCUUACUGGUACAUACGUUCAGGAGGAAGUACGAUUUGCUUGCCGCGGCUUCGAGCAGAUGAUCAAGAGAAAGACACCAGACGUAGAGACUCAAGGUGCGCGUGUCGAAUCAGACAAUACGUUCAUUCAUGCGAGGCAAGAUGAUGAUGUUGGCGGUCUCGAAGAGUUCUGGAAGACUUGAUAGGCGACAGGGAUGAGGUGAAGUGCAGGUAGCUCGGUACGGAUGAACGAUCUUCCGCCCAGGCCUUACUGCAGUGAGGUAGAACCUUGAGUAGCUAGUACAAUGACCGUCUUUGGUUUAACGAUAUGACCAGUCCUUUCCACCAGUCCGUCCAAAGAGCGAAAUGCUCCCUCGGACCGUGACACACAACCCCACCGUCAUCUUUUCCCCGUUAUCAUAUCCAUUCCUCACCUACAUCACCACCCGAAAAGACCACACGUACCUCCUCCUCCUACGUCAGUAACUCGCGACUUGGCAGACGCCUUCGUGAAAAUGCACCAAAGACGGUCUGAGCGACCUGCAUCUCACUGCAAAGUCUUGGCCCUUCUUGGCCGUAGAGCAAGAAAAGCAAAAGCGACGCAGUUGAGGACCUCGGCCGGCUGAAGAAGUGAAACAAAAGUGAGUGUUGCACGGCAGUCUUAGCUGUAACCUGCUGCCAGAACAUGCGACCCCCUAAGAAAGGUUCCCAGUACCGUGUCGGCGGAGGUCCAGGGAGUAUCGAUUUGUAAAGGCAGCCAGCUCGUCCCGUAGCGUGGCAGAUUCAUUCGUCAGCUUACCGGCGCAUCUUUAUUAAAGUAGCAAAGCGAAUAUAGGCCGAGCGAUACAAGUCCGCUUCUCUCCGAAUCUACGGGAGAGAGAGUUCGCCUACUGUUGAGCAGAGGUGUGUUGAUGCUGCGAUAUCCGGUGCUCGAUGGCAUGCUAUUCACACGCGUGUACACGCCCAGAGCGUCGUAAUAGCAGGAUCGCAUUAGCAGACCUGGCAGCAGGUUAGGAUUGUGCGUCAUGUUGCGAAUGUGCCACGAAGAGCGAGAGCGACUGGCGGGCAUCAUCCUCUCACAUGCAAACCGGCGGCGAGCUCUGUGAUCGAAUCAGGCAGGACCCUCGCCACGAGGUCGCAUACGUUGAAGAUAAGGAGGAAGUCGGUCGUCACAGUAGGCCGCAGAUGGACGCGCUUCCAAACGGCGAGAUCUUGGUAUGCAGGGUGUGGUGGCUUGGUGCGAGACCUAUUGAUCAAGCAGCGCUCCCUUGCGCCUCCGCGGGAGAUCAGGAAGGCGAAAAGCUUACCAAGACUUGCCGGCGGGGGGAGGGCGUCAUCAUGGUUCUUAUCCGCGAGCCCCAGGCCGUCGCAGAGGCUGUGCAGACGUGGUGAUGCCGUGGACGUGGUGGAUGUAGUGUUGGUGAGCAUGAUGACCAGAUAGCGGCGACGACGGCGGCGGAGUGGGACAGCAGCCGCAGGAAUAGAGAGAGGCGUAGGAGCUGGUGGAGGAAGGAAGUGUUCUGAAAUGGGCAAUGUGCACGCUGUACAGGCGUCGAGCACGUAUCUCAGGCUUCAAUGCUAGCAGCAGUAGCGUCUGGGCAUCGUGUGCAGACAUCCAACAUGUGAGAGCGUCAGUCGCGGCGGACGGUGGAUGCCAAGACGCCUCUCCCACCCCGCGCCGCGCCGCCGCCAAGCACUUCGGUGUUCGCAACCACCGAAUCAUCACUCCCGUCCAUCUCGUCCUCUGCACUACCUUACGUUGCGCUGCAAUCCUCCCAUCGGCUCAUUCCAGGCGGCAGAGCCUGGCAGGGCGUGGACUUCCGUGCUCCCCCACCGCUCUCCACCGCCGCGACGUGUCGUCCGCACUCUUCACCAGCCGUGCGCCGUGAUAGCGCCACGCUGCCUCUUGCUGGCGCUAUCAUGGAAAGAUCGCCUGCCUCUGGCUCGUUGGGCCGCAACCCGCUCAAUGCUGGCUAUCUCCACCGUCUUCGAGGGUGAAGGAUUCUGCUUACCAGCUCCUCCAGCACCGAAAGGCACGACUCCGUCCCGUGGUGGCAGCAGCGGCGGCCGCAGGCGGCAACCACUUGGAAGGGACCGCGCCGACGACCGCAUCAUCCCGCCUCUCCCAGCGUCCCGGGAUUCCCAAGGCCUUGGCAUGACCAUUCCAGACCUCAUCAAAAGCACCUCGCCGUCGUCUUCGCGGCCUGCGAGCCAUCACUAUCUUCCCGGCGCUGCCAUGCUCACCAGAGUCACCACCCGGGGUAUGACACAUUCUGGGUUGCUCCUUGCCGCGUCUCACCCAUCCCUUGGCGACCCACCCGCUACCCAGGCAAAUGCUACUUCCCUAUGCUGUCUCUGCUGCUACUCGGCGCACGUUGAGUUAGCGUACGCGUCUUGAUCUUAAGCUUCACCUGCAACAUUGCUGGAUGCAGCCAGAAGAGGUAUGUGUGGACGAUCGACGCAUGGCUGCGCGUAACCUUGAGUCCCAUGCAUUCCCAGCUCCUGAGCAGAUAUCAAUUGCGCCUUGCCCCCAAUCUAGGUUGGUCCGGCCCAAGCAGUAGGCUUCCACUACCUCCCACUCCCUCUUUCUUCAUUCUAUAAUUCCUUUGAGGGUAUUUGUUUGGUAUCAUGGCUGGCCUACGCACCCAAGAAUCCAACGCAAAUGAAAGCCAGGCAUCUUUCUCUGACUCCCGAUCCACCUCAGUCAGGGACUUCAAGGAGAAUGGCAUCGACAUCUCACAACCCGAAAUCCCAUCGCAGGCGGACAAAGACUCAGAGGAUUCGAAAUGGCCGAAAGAUUGGAGGGCGUGGACCUGCUUAUUUGGCGGUUUCUUGCUCAUGUUCAACUCCUGGGGAAUCGUCAAUGCGUACGGUACCUACGCAUCUUACUACAAAGACACUCUUCUCCCUGGUCAGGAUCUUCUUCGCAUGAACUUGAUCGGCUCCACGCAAUCCUUCGUCGUGCUCGCUCUGUCCAUGCCCGUCGGACGCUUUCUCGAUGCUGGGCACAUCCAAAAGCUCUUGAUUGUCGGAACUGUGCUCGUGACCCUUGGUUCGUUCUUGUUGGGCGUUGUGAAUGGUGGAGGGGAGCAGGGCAACGGUAGCUAUGGCCUCACGUGGCUCACUCAGGGAUUCAUUUCGGGUCUCGGUAUGGCCUGCUUCUUCGUGAGCGCUUCACAAGGUAAGCAAGCACGCUCGCAGAAAGCAAUCGAGACCGCCAAGUCGCUGACCUUCACCGCAGUCGUUGCCACCUGGUUCAAGAAGGCGAAGUCCCUCGCCGUCGGCAUUGUUGCAUCCGGCGCCAGUAUCGCCGGCCUGAUCUACCCAGUCAUGUUCCGAUACCUCAAUCAAGAUCUAGGCUUCAAUCACGCACAAUUCUGCGUGUCUGCUCUGACCUGUGCCACCUCGGCACUCGCAAUCUACAUCGCUCGACCGAACCCUAGUCAUAUCAUCCGCACGCCAGAAACUUGGUUCGACAUCAACGUCUUCUGGGACAAGACCGCAUUCAAGCGUAACCGGGCUUUCCUCUGGCUCGUGGUGUCGAUUUCCUUCCUUUUCUUCGGUUUCUACGCCGUCUUCUUCAACCUUGAGGAGUGGGCAGUCGACUUGGGCUUCGGCACCAGACAAGCCAACGACAUUAAAGCGAAUAAAGGCCUCCCCGACGAGGAACCGCGAAGGCAGAUCCGAACUUACUGGCUCCUGGCUAUCAUGAACGCCUCCUCCACGCUCGGUCGUAUCGGUGCCGGACUUACGUCGGACAUGCUGGGUGCUCUGAACGUCCACUGCUUCGUCACAUACGUGGCUUCCAUCCUCGUACUCUGCUUGUGGUCCCUCACAUCAAACUUGGAUGGCGCCAUCGCUUUCGUCGUCGUUUUCGGCGCAUUCUCCGGCGCCGUCAUCGGUCUCCCGCCAGCUUCUGUCGCGUACGUUCUCGGGCCGGAUCCCGCAGAACAAGCACACCUAGGCCAGUGGACGGGGAUGAUGUACUCGUGUGCAUCGGUAUGGGGUCUCACCGGACCCCUGAUCGCCGGCCACCUGAUCACGCAUUACAAGACCUACCUCACCGUCCAGAUGUGGGCGGGCGCGUGCAUGUUUCUCAGCGCGACAUGCAUGGCCAUCGGUAUCUGGUGCAGGCGGCGCAGCGACAAGGCACGAGCCGCAGCAAAGACUGAUGCCACGCCUGCACGACCGUGCACCACACUCUCCGUCAGCGAAGACGCGGAAGAUGAGAAGAAGGAAGAAGUCUGA